Messenger RNA from Octodon degus (degu), 1266 nucleotides. RefSeq names its product beclin-2-like. Gene Ontology annotation, cellular component: phosphatidylinositol 3-kinase complex, class III, type II; phosphatidylinositol 3-kinase complex, class III, type I; phagophore assembly site. NCBI's taxonomy places the organism in Eukaryota, Metazoa, Chordata, Mammalia, Rodentia, Octodontidae. Gene Ontology annotation, biological process: autophagy; autophagosome assembly; late endosome to vacuole transport. Bases 1 to 1266 code for a protein of 421 amino acids. The transcript has a single exon. The record is from RefSeq and is a predicted model, not a curated record.
AUGUCCUCCAUGCGAUUCCUGUGCCAACACUGCCACCAGCCCCUCAAGUCUCGUCAGACCUUGGACACCCUUAGCUUGGUUCCAGGGGGUCCAGGAGCCACCCAGGAGGAUGGUGGCAACUCUAAGGAGCUGGCAGCAAGCCAAGGGGCACAGGCAAGUGCUUCCAGCAGCCCCAGUGAACCCAACAGCAGCAAGUCCCAGGAAAGAGUCAAAUCCUUCACCCUACUGGGCGACUGCAUCUCCGUGAAAACUCUGGACAGCAUUCAGAAGACCUGCGCCUACAUUUUCGACGCCCUCUCAGACCUGGAAGGCGUGGACCACCCCCUUUGUGAGGAGUGCACCCACUGCCUCCUGGAGCAGCUGGACACACAGCUGGCAAGCGCCCAGCGUGACUGCCAGACCUACCAGCGCUGCCUGGAGUUUGGGGGGCCACGCAGUGGGGACGAGAGUUCCACCCUGGAAGCCCAGCUGCAGGACUUGAUGGCGGAGGAGGACAGGCUGGUGCAGGAGUUGGAGCAUCUGGGCAGGAGCCAGGCCGAGGUCGCUGCCCACCUGAGCUCAGCCCAGGCCAAGACCGCAGAGCUGGUCCAGCAGAAGAAGCAGCACCUGAAGGACUUCAGGGCCUCGCAGUGGCAACAGCAGGAACUGCUGGACGAGCUGAGCAGCCUGGACAACCGGCUGAUGUACGCCCAGCAUCAAAUUCGGCAACUGAGGACCACCGACAUCUUCAAUGCCACCUUUGAGAUCUCGGAGGAUGGUCCCGUGGGCGUCAUCAACAGCUUCCGGCUCGGCCGCCUCCCACGGAUCCCCGUGGGCUGGAAUGAGAUCAACGCGGCCUGGGGACAAGCAGCCCUGCUGUUGCUGGCCCUGUCCAAUGCUGUGGGGCUGCAGUUCCAGCGGUACCACUUGGUGGCCUGUGGGAGCCGUUCCUACCUGAAGUCCAGGAUCGGCGAGGGUGAGGAGCUACCCCUGGCCUCUGAUGGGAGGCAAAAUGUCUUUCUGAACAACAAAUUCGACCGCGCCAUGCUGGCCUUCCUAGACUGCCUGCAGCAGUUCCAGCAGGCGGCCAGGCGCGGUGGGCUGUGUGUGCCCUACGAGGUGCACACCAAGGAGGGAUUCCUGGGAGACCCCGCGGACCCCGAGGGGUACUGCUCGGUGCGCACCCACCUCAACACGGAGGAGCAGUGGACCACGGCACUCAGGCGCAUGCUCAGCAACUUGAAGUUUUGCAUGGAGUGGGUCUCUGAAAGGUACCGUCCAAAGUGA